Messenger RNA from Homarus americanus (American lobster), 4078 nucleotides. RefSeq lists its product as uncharacterized. Lineage: Eukaryota; Metazoa; Arthropoda; Malacostraca; Decapoda; Nephropidae. The record is from RefSeq and is a predicted model, not a curated record. The transcript is spliced from 8 exons. Bases 870 to 2285 code for a protein of 471 amino acids.
AUCUCUCACACGUCAACCAUCAUCGUCAUGGUCAGGAGUUGUGUUACAGGACGAGGCACUAUGAAGGUAUAAAGGAAGGCUAUUGUACAUGUCGUUGUUGUCUCUUCGUCAGCAGUCAUCGUCAGGACAUUACACAGGACGAUGACAUAAGGUUAGAAGAUCGCCUCACACCUUCAUCGUCAUCAGGACCAAGGAACAGUGACGUGUUCCUCUCACGCCUUAACCCUCGUCGGAAGGUCUUGGGGUAAAGCUCCACGAGGGACACUUCUUCAGUACUCUGAAGGUUGUGGCCUGGUGGUGACAACAAGAAGUAAGGGAAGAGAGAGGAAGAAGGAGGAGGAGGAGGAGGAGAGGGAGAGAGAGAGGUGAGAGUAUACUUUAUCAGCCCCGGGGGAGUAAAGGAAGAGUUGGGAGAAGACGAGAAAAAACCAGAAGAGUGAGAGAGAGAAAAAGAGACGUAGAGAAAACAGGAAGAGAAGAUACGUCAAAAAUGAUUACCUGAGAGAACGAAAGGUGUAAUGUAGGUGGUGUCUUGUUAAUGAGGCUGACUGUCAGGUGAUCUUUACUCUAGUGGGUAAAACAAUCGCUGCUUGAGUUCUCUAGUGACUGAGAAUACCAGAUUAUUGUGUGACCAUUUCCUCACCUUGUAAGUCAUCACGUUGAGACACCUUGUGGAGUACAGUGAGUGUUCGUUCGUCCAAGAGACACCAGUACCGUGUGAGAGUGGAAGAUUGACCCCAUCACCUGCUGGUACCUGACGCUGCACCUGUAUACCUGCUGAGAUAAUGUAUGGUUAACUUCUAGUGGAUAUAGUUCUCACCUCCUUAAGACUGAUUUAGUAACGCCAGACAUACAGACUCCACUCGAAGAUGUACCUGACGGCGUGGCUGGUGGUGAUGACGCUGGUAGCUCUGACUCCAGCUGCUACUGAGGGCAGAGGACGCGACGCACAGUAUUACCUCAGUAGGUGGUCCUCCAAAAACUCCCCCAAGCACAAGGUGUUCACUCCCUCGGCCACAGAGUCACUGGAUGUCAACAACGCACAGAUCCCAGCGCCCCCAGGCUACACCACCGCCUCCCGUCUGCUGCUGACAGAGGCGGUGACGGAGCUGGUGCCGAUCACUGCAGACAACACACAGAUCCUACCGCCGCUCUCCUCCCCCCGUGGCACAGGCAGCAGGAACACUAACUCUACCGAGGAGCGUGACUCACGGUUCUUCAAGAUUUCAGUGUCGCCCGUUUUCUCGCUGUUCAACAUGGCGUCGGCGAGGGUGAGGAAUGUGGCCUGCACAGCUUCGUCAGGAGACAACGGCACCUGUUACAGCACCAGCGACUGUGCGAGACUCGGAGGUGCCCCGUCAGGAGCCUGUACCGGAGGCGGAGGGUCCUGCUGCGUCUUUCAGCUGUCGUGUGGGGGCGUGGCAACACAGAACUGCACCUACUUCGUCAACUCAAACUACCCUACGGCCUUCGAUGGCGUCGGGUCCUGUCAGCUCACUGUCAACAAGAUCCGUAAUGACAUCUGUCAGCUGAGGUUGGAUUUUGACACCCUGACACUGUCCCAACCAGAAAAUAAUGAUCACCAGUGUGUCAAUGAUCGCUUCACUGUGUCAGGUGGGACUCCGGUGCCAACUAUAUGUGGCACCAACACCGGCAACCAUAUGUAUGUUGACCUGGGACCCGGAGCCACCACGCCCUCUGUCCUCACCUUCGUAACUAUGGGACCCUCGUUUGAAAGGAAGUGGAAAGUCAAAGUUACUCAGAUCCCCUGUAACUCCGACUUUACAGCCCCGACAAACUGCCUCCAGUACUAUCAAGGGGUCACAGGUCAAGUUAAGACGUACAACUAUGACCUGACCUCCGGCCUUCAGCUGUCCAACCAAGACUACACAAUGUGCAUCAGAACUGAGAAGAACUUUUGUGGUAUACAGUAUAUGGCGUGUACUGAUACAGUGAACGCAGAGCCGCAGUCCUUCAGUAUCACAGGCAGCACAGCACAGCCCGUAGGCAGCGUGGUGGGGGCCGCCGACUGCACCAGGGACUGGGUGACCAUCCCUUGUGUGUCGGUCGACUCCAGGAGCCCAGCGACGAGCUGUCAGGAUAGGCUGUGCGGAGAUAACCUCAACACCAUCGCCUCUACUACCGGAGGCAACGUCAGGGUGUUUAGUUUCGUGAAGCCGUUCAUUUUGGUGUAUCACACAGACUCCCAGGAGGCGAGCUCUAGUCCAGCCGAGGUGGAGAACCGCGGCUUUUGUCUCGAUUACGUUCAGCAGCCGUGUGUCUAGUGAGGUUGGUGGCGCGUGUCUCUCUCUCUCUCUUUCUCAAGUUGACACAAGAGUAGCUUAAAGUUUUAUCUGGGGGUUCAUGUUUGAUAAAGAUAUUGUUUAAACCUUUUGAGGAUGAUGGUUUAAUCCUCUGAUGACAACAGUGGUUUAACCUGUUGAGGACGAUGACUCAACCUUCCGGAUCUCAAAGGGUUAAGGACUUGCUGUGACGUCAUGGCUCUGUUAAAGACAGUAUUCAUAAUUCAAGACAAUCCACACACCGAGCUUAGUGGUCUGGGCAGAGACCACUGUACUGUGCUGUGCUGUGCUGUUGUUGUUGUUGGUGUCGGGUGAAGUGAAUCCAAUAUUGAGUGACGAGAAACUGUUGUCAGGAGUAGCGUAGAGAAAAUAAAAGGAAAGAAGAAAUAAAACAGUGACGAUGAUCACCUGUACCGUAUACAGUACACCAGAGAAUGACGGGUAUACUCUAACGUGUGUACCGACAGAUAUAUAACGUGUGUACCGACAGAUAUAUAAUGUGUGUACCGACAGAUAUAUAACGUGUAUACCGACAGAUAAGAACUAUAGUUUAUAGCAAUAUACUGUAUUAUAACCAGUAUUAUAUACCGUAUAUUAGUUAUAUAUUUCCUAUAAUGAAGAAAUUAGUUAUGAAGUAAUGUAAAUUAACAUGUUAUAUUCACUAAAUAUAUACAUUUAAACAUGUUGAUGGUAAUAUUCGCUUGUCAACAUCAUUAAUUUAUUCAAAUAUACAUUAUGAUAUAUGUAAAUUAUAAUAUACAGAAGAUAUAUGUUCCAUAUUUUGUGAUUAUUUAGGCAUUUCCUUCCUAAACUUCCUAAACUUUUACAUUAAAUUACAAAAUAAAAAUUAAAAGUAAAAAAAUAAAUACAAUCAUGAAGAACAAAUUUUUCUUUGAGCUACAAUAUUCACAAAGAAAUAAUUAACUCUUAUUAUUAUUUUGUUAGUUUUACGGUGAACAAAGGCUAGUUUAUUGUACACCUGUUAUUCAUAAUGUGAGCAGUAACGCACUGAAAGAACACACAGAGGAGAUCUAGAAUAUUAUUAAGAGCGCUCAGUUGUCAGGUAAUUGUGGCUUUGGUUGUUACACACUAUAUAUACCAUAUUGUGUCUCAUUCUAUACACGGAGUCAACUUCUCAUAGUCUUAAUAUAUCGACUAUCUUGUCAUCUAUAUUAUUGAAGCCAGUGUGUGCUUACUGCCUAUUGACGUCACAACUGCAGCCCACAGUUGGUGCACUUUACUGUUGUUGUUGUGGUAGAAUGAUUCAUUAAAAAUAAUAAACAAUAAAUAGAAAAGUAUUAAAAAACAACAAAAAUAUAUAAUUAGGUUUAAAAAUAAUAAUAAAAGGAUUUUUGAACCUUUACUGUAUAGGUUGUUUCUUUCUGAAGAUUAUAAAACUCGGAUCAAAACAAUAGGUAAGUAAAAUGAUAGAAACAAUUUAGAUUAGGUUUGUAGUAUAGAUAAAGGAUUAAUAUUUUAACUUAGGCGAUAAAUAUGAUUAGUUGCGUGUGUUAUAUUAACUAGGCCCCGCCCUCUUUUUUGUCUUCCUAAGCAAUCGGUUCAAUUUGUUAAGUUGGUUGGUUUUUGGUCGCGAAGAAAACCAAAAUUGGGUGGCGUUUAGUUACAGCCUUCAGGUUUGAUUGGCGGAUUGUUGCUUAGGAAGUCAAGACUGGGCUGAGCUUUAAUGCUGAUGAACUAACACCUUCAUUCCAAUGUUUAUACUGUGUUGUCUGUUAAAUAUAUUAUUUCUCUAAUAAAAUUUUUGUUUUACUAAA